UGUGCAAGAUUUAUUUAAGUUCAUUAAUAUUAAAAUACGUUUAACAAUGUCGGUAAUAACACGAGUUGUUAAACCUUCCACCCAUAAGGGAAAAAAAGCAAUUGUAAAAAAAGAACCGAAAUUAAUUGAAGAUGCUAAACAAGCUUUUUGUAUUCGAGGUAGAAAUACUUCUCAAAUAGUUUAUAAUUGCAUGAAAGAUUUGUAUGAUCUCAAAAAACCUGACGUACAAAUGAUGCAGAAAACAAAUGACAUACUUCCAUUCGAAGAUGCAACAGCUAUUGAGAAAUUUUCGAUAAAGUUGAACGCACCACUUUUUAUAUUUGGUUCGCAUAAUAAAAAACGUCCGCAUAAUCUUGUAUUUGGUAGAAUGUACGAGCAAACGUUAUUAGACAUGGUGGAAUUUGGUAUAGAAAAUUAUAAAAGUUUAAAGGAAUAUAAAGUUCCGAAAAUUUCCGUAGGAAUGAAACCUAUAUUAAUUUUUAACGGUGAACUUUUUGAAAAUAAUCAACAAUACAUUAGAAUAAAAAAUCUAUUUGUUGAUAUGUUUCAACGUGAAAUAGUUCAAAAAAUCAGAUUACAAGGAUUAGAACAUGUAUUGAGUUUUACCGCUGACGACAACAAGAUAUACUUAAGAAGUUACAGGAUACUUUUAAAAAAAUCAAAUACUAGAAUUCCACGUAUUGAAUUGGAAGAAAUUGGUCCAUCUAUUGAUUUAUCAUGUAGACGUACUAAAUUGGCGUCCGCUGAUCAUUUUAAACAGGCUUGUAAGAAACCGAAAACCCUUAAGGUAAAGAAAAAGAAGAAUAUUUCUACUAAUGCUCUUGGAACUACUUUCGGUCGUAUUCACGUCGGUGCACAGAAUAUUAAUAAAAUACAAACAAGAAAAUUGAAAGGUCUUAAGAAAACAUUAGCAGAAAAGAAAGAAAGUAAUAAAAGGAAAAGUUUAGACGAUAAUGAGAAUAAUAGUAAAAAGGUAAAAAUGACAGAAAAUGAGAUAGCUUCAUAA
Messenger RNA from Polistes dominula (European paper wasp), 1006 nucleotides. RefSeq names its product Ribosome production factor 2-like protein Non3 (gene Non3). Lineage: Eukaryota; Metazoa; Arthropoda; Insecta; Hymenoptera; Vespidae. Gene Ontology annotation, biological process: maturation of LSU-rRNA from tricistronic rRNA transcript (SSU-rRNA, 5.8S rRNA, LSU-rRNA); ribosomal large subunit assembly. Gene Ontology annotation, molecular function: rRNA binding. The record is from RefSeq and is a predicted model, not a curated record. Gene Ontology annotation, cellular component: nucleolus.